UAAUACAGAAGUGUAUAAUCUCUCUCUCAGUCUGCCUCUGUCACUCUUUCUCUCUCUGUUAAUAACUUACUCUAAUUUUCUCUCUCUUUAGAUUAUCUGGGUGUAUGAUCACAGAAAAAGGCUGUUCUUCUCUGGCUUCAGCUCUUAAUUCAAACCCCUCCCACCUGAAAGUGCUGGAUCUGACCUACAACCACCCAGGAGAGUCAGGAGAGAAGCUGCUUUCUGCCAGACUGGAGGAUCCACACUACUCACUGGAGACACUCAGAAUGGAACAUGGAGGCGAAAUAAGAAUCAAACCUGGAUUAAAGAAAUACGGCUGUGAUUUCACACUGGAUCUAAACACAGUAAACCGUCGUCUCUCUCUGAGUGAGGAGAACAGGAGGGUGGAGUGGGGAGAGGAGCAGCAGUCGUAUCCUGAUCAUCCAGAGAGGUUUAAUGUGUGUCUGCAGGUUCUGAGUAGAGAGAGAGUUACUGGACGCUGUUACUGGGAGGCUGAGUGGAGAGAAGGAGCUGAAGUAGCUCUGAGUUAUAAAACCAUCAGCAGGAAAGGAGACGGAUCAGACUGUCGGUUUGGAGGGAAUAUAAACUCCUGGAGUCUGUACUGCUCUAAUAACAGUUACUCUGUUCAUCACAAUAAGAACAGCACUGAACUCCCCCCUCCUCCCUCCGGCUGUAGGAGAGUAGGAGUGUAUGUGGACUGUCCCGCCGGCACUCUGUCCUUCUACAGAGUCUCCUCUGAUACACCCUCACACACUCUCACACACUUACACACACCCUCACACACACCCUCACACACUCUCACACACUUACACACACCCUCACACACUCUCACACACUUACACACACUCUCACACACUCUCACACACUCACACACACCCUCACACACUCUCACACACUUACACACACUCUACACCACCUUCACUCAGCCCCUCUAUGCAGGGAUUGGGUUUAAUUGGUAUGGCUCCUCAGUGACUCUGUGUAGAAUAGAAUAACCCUGUGUGUGUGUGUGUGUGUGUUUAUCUGUGUGUGUUUCUGUGUAUUGUAUGUGUGUGUAUAGUGUGUAUAGUGUGUGUGUGUGUGUGUAUAUAUCAGUAUGUGUGUGUGUUUAUCUGUGUGUAUAUAUCAGUGUGUGUGUGUGUGCACGUGAGUGUGUAUGUGCACGUUUAUCUGUGUGUAUGUGUUUAUAUAGUGUGUGUGUGUGUGU
Messenger RNA from Astyanax mexicanus (Mexican tetra), 1204 nucleotides. RefSeq names its product neoverrucotoxin subunit beta-like. The transcript has 3 exons. The record is from RefSeq and is a predicted model, not a curated record. Gene Ontology annotation, molecular function: protein binding. Lineage: Eukaryota; Metazoa; Chordata; Actinopteri; Characiformes; Acestrorhamphidae. Bases 105 to 992 code for a protein of 295 amino acids.